Molecule: messenger RNA, 1189 nt
Organism: Python bivittatus (Burmese python)
Lineage: Eukaryota; Metazoa; Chordata; Lepidosauria; Squamata; Pythonidae
Source: RefSeq, a predicted model, not a curated record
AUGCCCCCAAGUAACAGCUGGUCAGCUGGGUUCAUACGACAGCCUAGUCGAGAGCUUCAACCAAAUGACCAUUCCAUGGUUCAGCACAUUCGGCAGUGUGUGAAACCGGAAGAUGGCUCUCUGGCAAACGGGGACAAAAGUACUGAUAACCAGCGCAGCUCACGGAGCAGGGAUGCCAUGCAGGCAUCACUACUUAUGCCUCUGUAUUCUGGCCAACUGCAGCUUCUGAACAAUCUUCAAGUAAUCUGCCUGUAUGGUGCCCAAGGCACGAGUGAAUGGACUCAACAGAUGCACAAGCUGAACCUGCUUGAAGAUCUUCCUGGCCAUGGCUGCCACCUGCUCCUUGUGCAGGAGCGGAGAGCCCAGGUGGCUUGCCAGUCCCAACCCCUCCCCAACUCUCUGCCGCUACUGUGCAGGUUCUCCCCCGACCUGCUGGGCCUGCUGGCGAGCUCGGCCCUGGCCUGGCUGGCCGUGGAGGUGCUGGCCGUCCUGCUGGGCCUCUACCUUGCCGCGAUCAACACAGACCUGACGCCCUUCGACCUGGUCGCCUUCUCGGGCUACAAAUACGUCGGCAUGAUCAUGGGCCUCUUGGCAGGGCUGGUGUUUGGGAAGACCGGGUAUUACGUGCUGCUCGGCUGGUGCUGCAUCACCACCUUUGUCUUUAUGAUCCGUACGCUGCGCCUGAAGAUCCUGUUGGAGGCAGCUGAAGGGGUACUGAGGCGGGAUACCCAGAACCAGCUGCGCAUGUACCUGACCGUGGCUGUGUCCGGGCUGCAGCCCCUCCUUAUGUGCUGGCUCACGUUUCACCUCAUCUACUGAUGCGUUGUUCAGGAAGCUGAUUUGUGCCCCCCCCAUGCACGCCACCUUGAGCCUCUGUCCCCUCCAACCAAGCUGCCGGGGGCUGUGUGCAUGUGCAGCAGGAAGGGGCGUGUGCGUGUAAAGGAGGCAGAGCAGGGCAAACAGGCUUCUUGGGGCCAUAAUUCAUGGCUCCCCCAGUCCUGCUUGGGGAGGGGAACUGGGAACCUUGCUCUGCUGUACUCCCCCCUUGAUUUGGCUCAAGAAGUCUGCUUGUCCUGCUCUUCCCUGUCUAGUUCCUGCCCAGCCACCCAGCACGGGUGGUGCUUGGUCUCUUCAGGACCAUGGAUUUCCAGGCUCUGCUUGUCAAACAAAAUAAAAUGUGGAAAAGAGA